This is a messenger RNA of Symbiodinium sp. CCMP2456, 895 nucleotides long. The record is from the annotation of a GenBank genome assembly. NCBI's taxonomy places the organism in Eukaryota, Dinophyceae, Suessiales, Symbiodiniaceae.
GACGGUCACGACCGGCAGCAAGGUGCAGCUUUGUGGCAAAGGGGCAGCCUCGAUCCCUUCGUCAGCACCGAGUGGCUGGUUCGGACUAGGUGGACGCUUCGUUCCUCCGGACCUGCUGACGCGGGAGGGAGUCACGGCCAGCUACGUCACCAAGGAGGUUCUCUUAGGGGUGACCAUCGGCUUUGCCCAGGUGCCGGAGUCCGUGGCCUUUGCCUUCUUGGCCCACGUCCGGCCUCACGUGGCGCUGCAUGCGGCCUGGAUCAUCGGACUAUUCUGCAGUCUCCUCGGGGGCAGGCCGGGAAUGGUGAAUGGGGCGACCGGUGCUUUCGCCGCGAUCAUCGCCACCUUCCUCCCGGCGCCGAGCACUCCAGGUGGCAACGGCGAACAUGUCGAACUUCUUUUCCCCUCCGUCAUGCUCGCAGGGCUCUUCAUGCUGGCGGCCAGUGCCUGCAAUCUCUCCAGAUUCAUUCUCCUGCUGCCUGCGCCAGUCAUGGUUGGGUUCUGCAAUGGUCUCGCCAUUGUCAUCGGCAUGGCCCAGCUUCAUCCUUUCCAUGACGAGUCCUCGGAAAGCGGCUGGAAGGGCGGCUACGAGCUGUUGUGGAUGCUGGUCAUUACUGUCAUGGCCAUGGCCACCAUGGAGUUCCUUCCCAAGGUUCCGCUGCAGAUCUUCAAGAUCAUCCCUUCCUCGCUCAUGGCGAUCCUCGUAUCGAUUCUCAUCGAGUUUGCCAUUGUCCGGCCUCUGGGGUGGAGGACGGACACCAUCGGUGAUGUGAGCGAGUUCACGUCCGAGACCGCCUUUCCCAUCCCCUUCUUCGUGAACCAUCCCUCCACUGGUUACAACCUUCACGGCAUCAUCGAGUCCUGGACCUCCCUGCAGAACAUCCUCGUCCAAGGC